Drosophila eugracilis is the source of this 1015-nucleotide messenger RNA. RefSeq names its product ubiquitin carboxyl-terminal hydrolase (gene Uch). Bases 107 to 790 code for a protein of 227 amino acids. The record is from RefSeq and is a predicted model, not a curated record. The transcript has 4 exons. Gene Ontology annotation, biological process: ubiquitin-dependent protein catabolic process; protein deubiquitination. NCBI's taxonomy places the organism in Eukaryota, Metazoa, Arthropoda, Insecta, Diptera, Drosophilidae. Gene Ontology annotation, molecular function: cysteine-type deubiquitinase activity. Gene Ontology annotation, cellular component: cytoplasm.
CAGGAAAUAUAAAGCUCGACAAAAUUGCCGGUAAUAGUCUUGAAAAAUCCUUCAUUUCCAUUUCAAUAUUCAUUCUAAACACAUCGUAAGCUAAAUUCAAAAGGUAAUGAUGAGUUUGACUCCGCUUGAAUCCAAUCCAGAGGUCUUGACCAAGUAUAUACAUAAAUUGGGCGUGUCGCCGGCUUGGUCUGUAACUGACGUCAUCGGUUUGGAAGAGGACACUUUGGAAUGGAUUCCCCGUCCCGUGAAGGCGUUCAUUCUGCUCUUUCCAUGUAGCGAAACUUAUGAGAAGCAUCGUGCUGAGGAACACGAACGUGUUAAGGAGAUCAACGAGCAGCAUCCCAGCGAUCUUUUCUAUAUGCGCCAGAUUACCCCCAACGCUUGUGGAACCGUAGCCUUGAUUCACUGCGUAGCCAACAACAAAGACAUUGAAGUCGAUAAGGGAGUGCUGAAGGACUUCAUAUAUAAUGGAGCCAAGCUUUCGCCGGAGGAACGUGGCCAGGCAUUGGAGGACGACAAGGACUUCACUGCCGGUCAUCAGGCUCUGGCUCAAGAGGGCCAGACCAAUGCCGAUGAGCACGAAACGGUGAAUCAUCACUUUAUCGCCCUUGUCAACAAGGAUGGAACUCUUUACGAGCUGGAUGGACGCAAGUCUUUCCCAAUCAAACAUGGACCAACUUCAGAGGAGACCUUCGUAAAGGAUGCGGCCAAGGUGUGCAAGGAGUUUAUGGCGCGUGAUCCCAAUGAUGUGCGCUUCACCGUUCUGGCUCUGUCUGCUACGCAGAAUUAGGCUGGAACUGAUCUCAUAACUUAUGUACCACCAAGAUCCUCUAUUUGCCAGAAGAUACAUUUAAAUACCCACCAUAUUUUUAAUCCUGUUGAAAAGGCGACUGAAGCCCCGUCUUUCAGAUACACUACAGUUUACGCAUAUUUAUUUUGCCUUGAGCCAAAGCCACAAAUGUAUUGGGAACAUUAUUGUUAUUAAAGAGUGCACUCAAGCUUGAUGCUAAGCUUA